AUGACAAUCGAAGAAGUGCCAACAGUGAAAAUCCGCCGAGCGCGGAAGGAAAUUCAAAACUUUCAAGACAAUCUUUCGGAGCUCGAGAAAAAGCGCGAAGAAAAGAUCGAAAAAUUCAAUGCAUCCAAAGAUCGUCAAUACGAACUCGCUUGUCUCCGCGAUGAAAUUGUUCAAAAACUCGCUGCAGCGGAGAACUCUAAUAAGGCAGCAUUCUUCCGGCAUCAAGGAGAGCUAGAAAAGGUUGUUGUUGAGAUGGAGAGCGCGGAAUUGCUCUCGAAGAAACUAAAGGAGGAAAUUGAAAAUGUCGAGUACGAACUUGAAGUAGCGAAAGUCAAUGGACAUGUUUUUGAAGGGAGGGAGGAUGAAGUUUUGGCGUUUGAAAAAGAGGUUGAAAUUUAUGAAAAAGACCUUGCCAACUACAGACUCGCACAAGAAACGCAAAUUGCAGAAAAUGCAUUACGUCAAUUGCGACGCAGAUUCGAAGAAGAAGCCGCUGAUAAGGCUGAGAAGGAGCGCUAUCAAACUGAAAUGAACAAUCGAGCAUCUGUGGCAUUCAAUAAUUUGAAGCCUAUCAUGCACGAGUCGAUUCAGAAGCAGAGAAAAGCGCAAAAAGACGAAGCUAAUGCGAAGAAAGAUCGAGAGAACAAAAUGAGAGCGAGCGUGAAUGAGCUGAAAGAUGCGGUAAAGAGAAACACUGACAAUUAUCAUGUUAUUAUGCGCAAGAAAGCUGUCAGGGAUAAACGAGAGUUGAAAAGGGACGAAGAAAUUGUCCAGGAUCUGAUGGAAACGAAUGAUAUCAGCGAAGUGAAAGCGAGGUUCAUUCUUGAAAGCGAAAAACGAGACCUCGAAUGGGAAAGAAAAUUGGAAAAGCAGAAAAGAGAGCGGCAGCUGAAAGAAGAAGAUAUUAUUAUGAAAUUGAGACAGGAAGAUGCCUUCGUCAAGCGAACUGAAAAAGUACAGCGAACAGAAAGGCUUUUAAAAAGAAGCAGAGAAGAUCCGAACUUGCUCAAAAAGAAGAAUCUUUCGCAACAAGUGAGAAGGGUCCGACAAUUGGAAAAUUACAGACGUCCAUUUUCUGCAGAUAGCUUCUCUGGAUCUGUUAUGGAAGGUCUCGGAACUUCACGUGACUUCUCAAUUGAUCAACACUCUAAGAGCUUCGUUGAUGAAGAAAUUCAUCUUUCUGAAGAUUUUGCUCCUCUCUGGGAUGGCGUUGCCCCUCACGAUGAAGAAAAUCUUAACUACAAGCCAACCUCGGCUAAACAGGAAGUCAACUUGACAACCAAAAUCGUUGCCGAUCCGCCUGCCAUUGAAUUCCUUGAUUUUGAUCUCCAAAAAGAGUACACCAUCAGUGUGACUCUUACGAACGCGGCAAAUGAAAAAACGCCGAUUCGUCUUGUCAGAUUGAGCGACAAUGUGAUGGACUUGUGCUCCUGGGAUUUCAAAGUGUUGCCUUCAAUUUCCCCUGGAAUCUCGAUCCCUUUCCAGAUCUCCUUCUACCCACAAAUGCUUGAGUCUAUCGAUGGUUACGCCGAGUUUAAGACCUUAUUUGGCAUUUUCAAGUUGCCAAUAAGAAUGCGGCCACCAAAGUAUGAUCCAAAAAUCUCCCUCAAAUCAGUUAACUUUGGGAACGUUAUCAUCGGGGAAUCCAUGCAGACUGAAAUAGAAAUUGAGAAUCUGGGCGCUAAAGAUGGCUCGAUUUAUGUUGACUCGAGCAAUCUACCGAAUGAGUUCGAAAUCAGUCCUAAAAGCGAAAAUAUGAAAGUUGGACCGAAGGAAAUCAUCAAAUUGAAACUGAAGUGGAAUCCGCAAACUGUUGGUCAUUUUAAUUUCCCUCUUUUUAUCAGCACGGAUGAAAACGAACAAAAAAAGGUCGACGUCUCCGGUUAUGCUUCUCUCCUCCCCGUCAGUCUUUCAGACGACUCGCUUGAUUUCAAAGUCUGCUCUCAUGGAUUUCUUUAUCAAAAUCAAUUCAGUAUUCUCAAUUCCUCCAAUGUCUCUCAGCCCUUCUCUUUAAACAUCCCUCAAAAUCUCCAAUCGGGAAUAACGAUUUCACCACAAACAGGUUCUGUGCAAGCGUACUCUUCUUCCAAGAUCCAUUUAAAAUUCACUCCAUCAGCUGAUUGCAACUUCGAUCACUUCUUAGACGAAGAUACCAAUGUUUUCGAAUUCCCCGUUGAAGUUUCCUUCCAAAAUUUUCAAAAACCUCUCACGACCACUCUUUAUGCAAUCAUCAACGAUCCAUCUCUUGAAAUUAUUGAAGAGUCCCUUGACUUUGGUAAUACAACGAUAUUUGAAUCAACUGUCCACCGCGUGAAAAUCACGAGUCGGUCGCUUCUUGUCGAGGAGUUUGGCUUCUCUGAGCUGCCGAAUUUUGUUUCUGUCCGGCCCGGUCAUGGAUUUGCCUCGCUUGCUCCUGGAAAAUCGAUGGAAAUUGAGAUUUUGUUCUCUCCAAUGCAAGCUAGCAAGUAUGAGUUCACAAUCAUGCUCGAAACGCUUAAAGGAUUCAAGCACCGUUUCAAAUGCAAGGGUGUCGGGGUCAAACCGCCUCUUGAAAUCUCAAAUCAGCACUUAAAACUCUCCACGCCUCUCUUCAGCGUCAACAGAGCUACCUUCACACUGACUAACACGCAUACAAGCAGAGAUGAAUACUCUCGUCCUGUUGCUCGCAUCGGAAAUGGGAAGAUCUUUCCUGUGACCAGCACGUCUUUUAGCUUCAUGCCUCCUGAAGACUCUAACCUUCACUUUUCUCCAUCUGUAGGGGUUUUGAAACCCGGUGAAUCUGUGCUUGUGACUGUUACUCAUGAACCUUUCAUACCCGAAGAAAUUAUUUACGAAAAAGCAAGAACGUUUCCUCCACCGGAAGUUCAAGCAUCUCCAGAGCCCCCACAGACGGCGAAGAAAUCCGUAAAAGGUUCAAGAGUCCCUUCAAAAACGCCUUCGAGAAUUUCAUCGCGUCGUGAAUCUCGGCAAAGCUCUCAUAGCAACUCUGGAUCUCGUGUUUCUAGCGCUUCCACCCUUCCACCGCCUCCCGUAGAGAAGAACGACACCCGAUACUGUCAAGCUAAAAGUAUUUUGUCGGAGAAUUUCGGUGAAAGGCGAGAUAGAUUCUCGAUUGCCUGCUUUAUUUCGGCGGAGGAUGUAUCGAAAGGACGCAGCUGGAAGAAUCCGUCCUUUGAUUCGGGCUAUUGUCUGUUUAUUGAUGCGGAGCUGGAAAUUACGCGCCCAGCGCUAGUGCUAGAGAACGGCAUGGAUGUGAUUAACAUGGGCGCCAGACCAGUUGGAACGACAGAGAAACAGUAUUUUUAUUUGAGAAACAGGUCAAACUCCUAUCUUGAAAUAACGACUACUCCUCUCAACCCUUCUGGUCCAUUUAUCCUCGCGAAUCCAGUCCCAAAUAAGCUCGGCCCAGGCGAUCGCGCCCGAAUUCUUAUUAAAUUCAACCCAGCAAAUGCUCAAAUUUAUCACGACUACCUCUACCUGAAUUACUCAAAGCUUGAUGGAAUCAAUUGCCCUCAACGCAUCGAGCUGCUCGGCAGAGGGCAGAAAAUCGACGCCUAUGUUGAACAAUUGCAGCCACAAAAUGAGAUGCCGGUUGUUUUGCUCGGAGGAGAGAGCUUUUUGGAGACGGAGAUAAAAAAUCCGAGCGGUUUCCCCGUUUCAUUCAGGAUAACACCCUCAAAUGACAACUCAAUCGAUCAUAAUCGAAAUCGCAACGGGAAAGCCGUAUUUGAUAUUACCCCAGCUUCUGGAAUCCUUUCUACGCAGGAAAACCUUGAUCUCAAAAUAAGCUUUCGCCCUGACCACGCUGGGCAUUUUACGGAAGUGUUUACUCUGCAAUUUUGCGAGACUGAAGAAUCGACGCGGGUUUAUCGGGUUCAUGGCUAUUGCUCGCCUAAUGAUGUUAUGAUUCAACAAGUUGACGACUUUGACAUUGUAUUCUCGGACAGAGAACAGAAACAAGCUGGCUCUGGAUUUACGAACCCUGAUAAAUACAGAGAAGUGAUCGACCAUGGACCAAUUAUGAUUCAAACACGAUUAAAUGACCUCUCAAGGAUCCAAAGACCUGAAUACAGAACUUCAUUCCUCAUAAAAAUUCUGACACCAUCUCCCAGCAGGUCAUCCAGCAAAGCUUCAAAAGAGAAGAAAAAGGAGAAGCCUUCAAAAAGUGGCCCUAGUUCGUUCGAAAUCAUUCUUCCCGACGAUUUUGAAGCGCAGGUAUUCCCAGGAUUAGCAGGCGCUCUAGAAGUCGACGCGACGAAGUUCGAAAUUCUUUUGAAGUCAAAGCCAAGUGCUCUUCCUAUUCAGCUAACUGUGAACACUUCCCAAACUGUUAAAUAUCAGAUUUUUCUUCAAAGCGACUGA
This is a messenger RNA of Oikopleura dioica, 4362 nucleotides long. The record is from the annotation of a GenBank genome assembly. Lineage: Eukaryota; Metazoa; Chordata; Appendicularia; Copelata; Oikopleuridae.